AUGGAUAUCUUCUCUUCCCUCCCACCAGAGCUGCGCUUGGAAAUAUUCCUUUGCCUCAGGACCACCUCAAAAAUCGCUCCACUCAUUCGCGCAUCACCGACGAUGUUUGCACAAUAUCAAACGUCAAAGAAGCAAAUUCGAUUGGCGCUUCUUCGGCACGAGUUUGAUGAUGAUUCAUUGCAAGAUGCCAUGGCAAUCGUUUUAUUUCCUUUGAUGCACCCUACCGAUACGGACUUCAGCGUGUACAUGGAAGACUAUAUCACAAAAGCAACCGCCAUUUACCCACCUCGCGCCUAUCUCGCCCUUCCAGAUCUCUCACCAAGGCGGGGUCAAUCUACAUUCCGAAACAAAUCAAUUGGCCUUGAAACCUUGAAAUUGGAUGAUCUGAGUGACCAGGAGAGACGUCGGCUACUCCGAGCGUUUUUGAGAUACGAGUUCAUGUGCAAGGUUUACCACCCACGACAAGGAUCAUUUGACAAACUAGACAAACCCCUGCGCCUACGCGAGCACUUCAAGUUUCUAAUUUGGGAGUAUGAGGGAGUUCGAUGUGUGCGUUAUUACAUUCAGAAUCUAUACGGAGCCAUCUUCGCACAUCAUGCCAACUCUUGGCUCCCAAAUGUACCCAAAGUGCCAUUUACUCAAUCGUUUGAAACUGUUUCGGAGAGCGAACUGUUAUUUCCUGAUAAUGUCCUUUUCUGUCCGGAUUCUUAUUACGACGACUUGUGUCUAGAACAGAGCAACCCAAACUUUACUACCCGCGCUUUGGCCCGUCUCGGGUUCGACCUCAUCACGUUUAUACUCGGGCUUCCACGAGAUGAGGCCGGUUGCUCCGUCCAUCUCAAGCAGUGGCCUUGCGCCUUUCAUAAACGCUAUCCGAGCAGGUUUUCUGUUCGCGGACCACCUGCUACAAUUAAAAUUCGACGACCUACUCGCAAGAGCUGGAAACAACCCCCCGGCUUGCUCCGAGAGCUGUUCUCCCGACUACGCCGUGAAGAUGGCCGGAUGGUGUAUCGUAUCUACAGACAACGAGCAUGGGUCUUCCUUGAUGAUGCUAGACACUACCCUCACCAGAGCACCUCGUUCCACUUUCCGACUGAGAAGCAGUUGGUGGAGAACAGAGAGCGCACGUUGGGGAUACACUCCCACGAUCCUCUUCUCGCUACUUCGCAGCGCAGAUCUCAGGCGUGGCACGAUGGAAAUUAUACAGCAAGGAUAGAUGAGAAUGAGACAGGGGAUUGCGAAACAUUCAGCUUUGGAGAUGAAGAUGCGAGCCGUGUCUUGCGGUUCUUCGAAGCAUUCUCAAGUGAUGAAUCUUCAAUUUUUUGA
Ilyonectria robusta is the source of this 1326-nucleotide messenger RNA. RefSeq lists its product as uncharacterized. The coding region runs from base 1 to 1326 and encodes 441 amino acids. The transcript has 2 exons. The record is from RefSeq and is a predicted model, not a curated record. Lineage: Eukaryota; Fungi; Ascomycota; Sordariomycetes; Hypocreales; Nectriaceae.